Molecule: messenger RNA, 343 nt
Organism: Dentiscutata heterogama
Lineage: Eukaryota; Fungi; Glomeromycota; Glomeromycetes; Diversisporales; Gigasporaceae
Source: the annotation of a GenBank genome assembly
UUGGAAAAGCAAACAAAUUAGAGUUGAAAAAGACGAAGUAAUUGAAGCCAAAAAUGAAUAUGAAGCGCUCAUAUGUCAUCAAGAAUUGGUCAAAACAAAUUAUGAAAUCCAUAACUCUAAUAGAAAUCAUUAUGAGAAAGGAAAUGGAGUAGAAGUUAAAAAGAAAGUUGAAGUGGAUCUCCAAAUACCUGUCGAAGUGGAUCACACUGGUGAAAACAAUGAAAUUAGAGUUAAAAGGGAUAAUUAUAAAGCAGAGAAUAAAGAAUCAGCAGAAAAUGAAAGACUUAAAAGAUUCACUGAUAACGAUGCCCUAAACUAUGCCUGUGAAAUAUGGAUAAAGAAG